This is a messenger RNA of Paramecium pentaurelia, 348 nucleotides long. Lineage: Eukaryota; Ciliophora; Oligohymenophorea; Peniculida; Parameciidae. The record is from the annotation of a GenBank genome assembly.
AUUAUAAAUAUAAUGGAAAGUGCUUUUAUUUUUGGAUGUCUGUUUGGAAUGGGAAUCAGAAUGACAGUGAGUCGAGUAAUACGUCAACCACUUUUAUAUAGUAAUUAGUCUAUUAAAUAAUAUAGAGUGUCAUUAGUAUCCAAAGUAUAUGUUGUAUACAGGAAUUGCAUUCUCAGGAUUUGAUUGGAUUCGUCGUCUUUCAUUAGAAACUUUAUGUGAGAAAGAGGAAUUAUCUGAGUAUUUGGUUCGUACAGCUCGAAUCAAUUAGCUUGCAACUGGAGCUGAAUCAGUAGGGGAUUACAAGAAGGAAUUUGUCUAAAUAGCCGUAGACGAGCACAUAUAUUGAUU